AUGGUCACGGAGGCCAACGCGACGAUGAAUAGACUGCACGACGCGGUCAUCGAAAAGCGGCGUAGGCAGCACUGGAAGGACGGCGAGAGGCAGGAGGAGCUCGAAGACUUCCUCGACAUUCUCAUCUCGCUCAAAGACGGCGAUGGCAACCCGUUGCUCAGCAUCCAGGAAAUUAAAGCGCUGUGCAUGGACGUGACAUUAGCGGCGAUAGACAACCCGUCCAACGCCGUGGAGUGGGCAUUGGGGGAGAUGGUGAAUAGCCCAGAUUUGCUAGACAAGGCUAUGGAAGAGAUAAACUGGGUGGUUGGUCAGGAGAGACUGGUGCAAGAGUCAGACUUCCCACAACUCAACUACGUCAAGGCGUGUAUACGAGAAGCAUUUCGGUUGCACCCUGUCGCGCCCUUCAAUGUACCACACGUCGCGGUCGCCGAUGCCAUUGUCUUCGGCUACCACGUGCCAAAGGGCAGCCACAUUCUUCUAAGCCGGGUUGGCUUAGGACGGAACUCGUCUGUUUGGGAUGAGCCGCUUGACUUCAAGCCAGAGCGCCAUAUGGGAGACAAUAUUGAUGUGGUGCUCACAGAGAGCGAGUUGCAAUUUAUCUCCUUUAGCACUGGUCGUCGCGGCUGCAUUGCGGCGUCUCUAGGGACGGCCAUGACUGUCAUGCUGUUUAGCAGGCUCUUGCAAGGCUUCACAUGGACCAAGCCAGCAGGAGUGGAGGUCCUCCAUCUCGUAGAGUCCAAGCAAGACCUCUUGAUGGCAAAGCCACUGGUGCUACAUGCAGAACCACGCCUACCGAUGCACCUCUACCGCAUGGUUAAGUAA
Triticum turgidum subsp. durum (durum wheat) is the source of this 822-nucleotide messenger RNA. NCBI's taxonomy places the organism in Eukaryota, Viridiplantae, Streptophyta, Magnoliopsida, Poales, Poaceae. The record is from the annotation of a GenBank genome assembly.